This is a messenger RNA of Lytechinus variegatus (green sea urchin), 1535 nucleotides long. RefSeq names its product dehydrogenase/reductase SDR family member on chromosome X-like. The transcript is spliced from 9 exons. The coding region runs from base 261 to 1250 and encodes 329 amino acids. The record is from RefSeq and is a predicted model, not a curated record. NCBI's taxonomy places the organism in Eukaryota, Metazoa, Echinodermata, Echinoidea, Temnopleuroida, Toxopneustidae.
UGUCAAUUCCUUCUGCACAAAAAGAACUCAAAUAAGUAUGUGCAAAUUGAGAGGGACACACAACCACCCUCACGCCCGGAUAACUGCCUAUGCUGGGGGAGAUAUACCCUGAUCAUCGGCGAGACAUUCCAGUUCUUUUGUAGCCUUUGUGAACCAUUUUUGCGUGGAGACAUCUUGUUGGUUUAACAGACUUUAAACAUAACCCAGACGCAUUCACUUGCGUGUCGACAGGAAAAGGUGCUCGAUUUUCUUUCGUCACGAUGGGGACUACUCUGGCAUCACAGAGUGCCGUUCCUGACGUCGAUCUGUCUCAAAAGACUGCCAUUGUAACUGGAGCCAACACGGGAAUUGGAUAUGAUACAGCUAAAACGUUUGCCCAACUUGGAGCCAAGGUCAUUGUGGCAUGUCGAUCUGAAAGCAAAGCGAAAGAAGCGAUAGAAAGAAUGCACAAGGAGCACAAAGAGGAGAUGGCAAAUGAGAAGAAAACCAAGUUCAAAAUUAAGGCCAACGAACUUGAUAUUGAAUUCAUUGACCUCGACCUCUCGUCUUUAGAAAGUACGAUGAACUUCGUAAAGGCAUUUAAAGCCAAGAAGAUCCCUCUUCAUAUACUAGUGUGUAACGCUGGCAUGGCUUUUGGAGGAGAAGUGAAAACAGCUGACGGUUUCGAGAUCCACUUCCAGGUCAAUUACUUGUCACAUUUCCUCAUGACCCUUCAUUUACUUCCGGAAUUGAAGUCGGCGGGCCCCAACGCUAAGAUCGUGAUGGUUUCGUCAAUUGCCUAUCGCAGUGCACGUUGGAUAGAGGAUAACAUGCAGGCAAUCAAUAGGGACCAACUCAGCAAAUAUGGAUUUACUAAGCUGUAUCAGAUUAUGGAGAUGUUCACACUGGCCGACAAGUUGAAAGGAUCUGGGAUCGAUGUGUUCUCACUUCACCCUGGCGUUGUAGAUACAGAUCUAGCGAAGAAAGAUGGUCAACAGAUAUCUCGGUUGAUGAGAGUUUUAAUGAGCGUAGUAACUUAUAUGGGGCUGGCCCGAACCACUUUUGACGGAGCUUUGACAAGUAUCCACGCCGCAAUCAACCCGGAGUUUGACGGCAAGACAGCGAUUUACUUGGAAAACUCAAAGCCAGCCACUCUCCAGAAUCCACUUGCGACGGACAAGGAGAAGCAGGCAUUUCUCUGGAAAUACAGCCUGGAUUGUCUGAAGGGUUACGUCACCGAAGAUACGCUGAAAGAACUGACGUCACAAUGAAGCUGAACCUAUAGCCUCGCUGGCAUAAUCGCUGGAGAAAGGCAGUUUUUAAUGAUCAACGGGGUGGCAGGAAUAUUAAUUACCUGUAGAAAGAUUCCCAUAACUACCGAAAGUAGAUAAAUUCAUGCCUCGUUCCUGAGUAGGUAAAUUGCCAAUUCAUCUAUCGCCAACUCGUCCAUCAUCAUGUGGGCUACCUUCGUUCAGUCUGAUGCCAUUCCGUCCAUCAACAUUUCGUUUAACAAAUAUUACAGGUCCAAUAACCAUUUGGUCCAAUAAUCAAUUCAU